Diachasmimorpha longicaudata is the source of this 1486-nucleotide messenger RNA. RefSeq lists its product as uncharacterized. NCBI's taxonomy places the organism in Eukaryota, Metazoa, Arthropoda, Insecta, Hymenoptera, Braconidae. The record is from RefSeq and is a predicted model, not a curated record. Bases 344 to 1291 code for a protein of 315 amino acids. The transcript has 2 exons.
UGUUAAGGGGUUACAUGGGUUUCAAGGUUUCAAAAAAUCGAUUUUUUUGUCUUAUUAAAUUCUAUAACAUCUCUAGAAUAUUGUCCUAAAUUUUCAAGUUGAUCCGAGUAAUAGUUUCGGAGAUACAGCCCUGAAAAGACGGACGCUCGAGGUCAGGUAUAGGCUGAGCGCGCAGUAGGUAUAACGCUGCAGCUGCUCGCCUAUUGUUAGUCGUAAUUCUUGCCCUUUUCUUUCACUGUAUAAGGUAAACUAGUGGGAAAUAUUUCAUUUGGUGAUUUCUCGUUAAACUACGUAGUUUAUUUUGAGUUUAUAAGUGUUUGCUGUGAAUUUUAUUCGAUAAAAAAUGCCGUUUAAAGUGUCUAGAGCCCAGAUAACGGAAGGUGUUCGUAGAAAAGAUAGACCUAAGAAAAGGAAACAAUCGUUUAAUCCGAAAAAUCCUGAGAUAGAUGAUAAUUCUUUCACGAGUUCGUCGGCAAAGAAAUUAAAAGGCGAGGAUAAACAGCACGUGCCAGAGGAAGCCACACUACAAUAUUCGAUCAUUGACUUUGCUCUGGUUUUUUCUACACUUUCGUCUUUUGUGCGGUGUUCAAACAUUAUUAAAAGUGCAGGUGAAGAACAAUUUUGUAAUGGAAAAAUAGAUUUUAAACAAUGCUCCAAAUUCGGUCUGGGAUUUAAACUUGUGGUACAAUGUGAACGAUGUAAACCAAAAUAUAUUUUAUCAUGUCAACAAAUUGGCAGAAUGUAUGAACUAAAUCGGCGGUUUAUUUUUGUUAUGCGAGUAUUGGGUUUGGGUCUUGCUGGAUGCAAGAAGUUUUGCGGUUUGAUGGAUAUAAGCAGCUCCUUUUUGAAUCAAUCAACAUACGACUUUUAUAUUAAUAAAAUACAUGAAUGUAUUACCAUAGUUGGUGAGAAACUGUUCUCCUCUGCUGCUACAGAGGAAAAGCAAAUGACAAGUUUAGCAAACAACAUUGAAGAUACGACAGAUGUGACUGUCUCCGGUGAUGGGACGUGGAAAAAGCAAACUGCUGCAUUAAUCGCUGCUUGUACUUUCAAUGAAGGAAUAUCAGCAUUAUUAUUAAUUAUGCACAGUAUGGACCUAAAACUUGGUCCAAAUUCCCACAAUUAUGCCCGAAAGAUAGAUGAAAACCGGGUGAUCGCAGCCGAAAAGAAAUCUACUAGCGAGACUCGUGAAGCCAGGGUUCGUCAUCGACAGGAGCAAAAGGAUGCCCUGGACAUUGCAGCUGCAGCAGGUUCUCCACUUUAUGGCCCAGGAAUCGACGAUUCAAUAUAAUCCUGAAAGAAGUUCUGCUGACAACGCGGAGGCACCUUUUUUCCGAGGGACUGCCGGAAAUGGCGUCGUAAUGGCCGCCAUCUUGAUAUUUUUUUUUGAAAAUUUCACAAAAUGUUUAUUAAAUAUGUAUCUUUUAAAUAAUAAAAAGUUUCAUCUAAAUAUUUCAUUUUUUAUAUGCAAAAAAAAUUAUUGAAA